AUGUGUGCCCGCGGUGUACGCCAUCCGGCGUUCGUCGCGAGCGGCGAUAAUUUAGCCGCGCCGCCUCCCCGCUGUCGCCCCGACCCUGCGUCGCGUCGCGCCGCCGCCGAUGCCUGUCGCUGGGGGAAAGCGAGCGUGCAUGAGCUUCUAGAAAGUUCGAACAAUGCGUUAAUCGUCGGGACAGGCAGUGAGGCAGACAGUGACCUGCAAGCGCCGCCGCGCCGGUUGUACCGUCACGCGGGUGACGCGUGCGCGGGCGCAGCCGCGAGGCCAAAUGAUUUGCCUAUGCUUAAUAAAGUCAGUAAAAAAACAGUCUACCUUCUGAAUCUGUUUUGCCGACGCAAAAGCGGCUAUGCGACGCGGGCGCAGCUACGACGCACGCGCUGCAAUACGAUGCGACCGCGGCCGCCAUUAUCUCAGACAUAUUUGAUCGAUGCCACCGAUAAUAUUCAACAGCUCAAUAACGUACUCAGUCUAUUAUGCUGCCUGGAAAUUCGGAGUGUCGGGUACUCGGGUUGGUUUCUGGACCUUGUACCUAGUUCCAAAGACAAAGCGUUCACGAAUUUGGUCCCAGUAGGUGCGGGCAAGGCUUGCGACGUAGAUUCGGCGGCAAUUAUUGUCCGUCAGCGUGCGGGGGUGUGGUGCGGUGGGGUGGAGGGGGUCGUGCCGGCCCCGGGGGCUAAGAUGGCCACCGUAAUUAAUUGGCGCGACGCGGGGGCCAACCGCGACGCGUCUCGUUCGCAGCGCGGCAUUGCGCCCGCGUGUACUGUGAAUAUGGUUUGCGAAAUUGUCGGAUGUUUUUAG
This is a messenger RNA of Spodoptera exigua (beet armyworm), 804 nucleotides long. The record is from the annotation of a GenBank genome assembly. Lineage: Eukaryota; Metazoa; Arthropoda; Insecta; Lepidoptera; Noctuidae.